This is a messenger RNA of Sceloporus undulatus (fence lizard), 5042 nucleotides long. RefSeq lists its product as uncharacterized. The record is from RefSeq and is a predicted model, not a curated record. Bases 3474 to 5033 code for a protein of 519 amino acids. The transcript has 2 exons. NCBI's taxonomy places the organism in Eukaryota, Metazoa, Chordata, Lepidosauria, Squamata, Phrynosomatidae.
CUUUCAUAGGAGUACCCAGCUUGUUGAGGGCAAUUGGCUUACAGAUUGUAAACCGCUUCAAGAGUGCUGAGUUCAUUGAUAAGCAAUAUAAAAACGUAAACACUAUUGCUAUUGCAUUUGCCCUGGAAGAUGUUACUUCAAAGGCAACCAACAAAGAGCAGGUCAUGAUAAUUGAACCUGGAUAUGACUAAGUCGUGUGUGAUACAUCCUCAACGGAAAAUGCUGGAUGAAAGAGUACAUCCAGAUGGUGAUACGAAUACUUUAAGAGCAGUCUCAUCCCAUAAAGUGCAGAGGAGACAUUUUAAUAUGUGUGUAAGAUCUAUUUAUGGAAAUAAUAAUGGCUACUAUAAUUCUCAGUUACAUAUAUAUGGAGAGUCAAUGUGGUGUGAAUGUUAGACUAGGUGGUUGUUCACAUGGGACUAAAGGCCUGGCUUUGCAUUGUCUAGAUUAGAUUAUGUGGGCCAAAAACCCCAGGGCAUGUUCAGGCCCGAUCUUGCCUGUUCAGACGCAGAUCCAGAGAGGCUGACCUGACCCUUGGGUAAAUAACUUUAUCCUGGGGUAAUUAACCCCUGGUUUUGUGUAGAGUUUCUAGGACAGUCAAUAUGGUUCUCCUAAAUCAAAAUUUAAAAAGCCUACCUGUCGGUUAUUCCCUCUGAUAUCACAGUGAAGCUCUCAAGCAUAUGUUAAUUGUUGGGUGCCUCAUUUUCAACCUCAGAGGCUGCAACUUGUACCAGUACUGAUGCUGGGUGGCAUAGAGGGACUCUGGUCACUCCAGAAUGCGCAGGUAAGGGGGGAAAUUAAGGCAGCUUCAAGGCCAGAAUACUCAGGUAUUGUGGCUAGUAUAGACAUUCCCCCCCCAAACCUUUUUGUCUUUUCCUCCAUCUAUUUUCUGCUUUUGCACGGUUCUUAAUUUUACUGUACAGCUGACUCUCCAUUUCCAUGGAUUCAAACAUACACGGCUUGAAAAUAUAAGGGACAUCCUAUUACAUUCUGUUUAAUGGGACUUGAGCAUCCACGGGAGGUCCCAGAACCAAACCCCAGCAAAUACCAAGGGUCCACUGUCUUUCCUUAGUCAUGGAAACCAUGUACUAAUUUGUGAAUCAAAUACUCAAAGAAUUAAAGCAGAGAGUGAAAAUACUGGAAAUGCUAGCAAAACAAAACAGUUUUCUAUAGAACAACCAUCUUAAUGCCAUGACCCUUUAAUACAGUUCCUCAUAUUGUGUUGACACCCAACCAUAAAAUUGCAGUGUCUCAGUUCCUAAGACCAUCGGAAAAACGCGUUUUUCUGAUGGUCUUAGGAGACCCCUGUGAAAGGGUUGUUUAACCUCCAAAGGGGUCGCGAUCUGCAGCUUGAGAACUGCUGCUCUGCUGCUCUAGAACAAUGGUUAUACAUUCUUUAGGGGUUACAGAGCCUUUUGAGUAAGUUGAUGGGUCUGAGAUGUCACUAUUUAAAACUUUCCUUUAACAUUCUGGGCCGCCUAAUGUAACAUUGUUCUGGAGUAGGAAAUUAAAAUGGCAGCUUCCUAGAUGUCGAUCACUGCUGCCACAUAUGGGUGGAUAAGGGUCCAAUGCAGGUCUUAACCAAGCUCUCUCCUCAAACUGCAACAUGCUGUGAACAAACCUAUACAUUUACAGGGUGGGGAACCUUGCAGACUUCCAGAUAUUGUUGAACUACAACCCUCAUCAGCCUUAACCAGCAUAGGCAGGGACGAGGAAUCCUGGGACUUGCAAGCCAAAAAACAUAUGGCAGGCCACAUGAUUUAGCACAUAACGAAGUAACUUCAUAGUUUGCACCCUGCUGUCAGAUAGGAUUGCUUGGGAAAUUUGAAUUUUUCACUUGAGUUGUUUUUGAAGACUUACAUUAAUUAAUUUGGAUAAAUUAGAAUGUAUUUACUGCUUGUUACAAGAGGAAGUAUCUUUGCCCUGUAGAAGAGCCCAUGCUUUCAAUUCCUGACCUUUCUAGGUAGUGAUGGAAAAGAAUGCUUUUUUGAAACCUUUGGGAACCCCUGCAAGAUGGACAAAAAGUAUAAGGCAUCUUCUUUGUUUUAUUCAUGUUCUCCCAGCACAGGAGAAUAUGACUCCUGCCCUAGAAUCUGAAUAGUUGGCAUACAACUUACCUAAGAGUCAGCUGGUAUUUUGAGCUACAUUUUUCCAUAUGUUAGUUAUCCUGAAAGCCACUCAUGCAUGUUUUAAAGAAAGUCUUAAUACUGAAACAGAGCACUUUGCUUUGUUGCCGAGUAGGAUGAAUUAAAAGAAAAGGAGGUUUUACUGUCUUGGCACAUGUGAAAGCUCUGGUGACCAUCUGUGGAAAAUUUCAACGUUUGAAAACCUUGCUAGCUCAUUACCUUGUGUCAACAGUGAUGGCCUAUUCACUAUUGCUGGUUACAGGUGGUUAUUAUGACUGAAUGCAGAGCACAGCUUAGGGCAAAAUCUGCUAAGCAUAAUAUUUCUUGCCAGAAAGUGAACCUGGAUACUGUCUCAAUUACCUCUUUUAACCUUUUUUUCUGCCAAAGAAUAAUUUUCAUAUAUUCGGCUGAAAGAGGAUCUGUUUUGCACCUUGAAAAGAUCUCAGAUCCAAAGGAUCUGCGUAUGUAGUUACAAUUAAUGGCUCUCUCAGAUGUCACUUUUAUGAAAAAUGGGAAAGAUGAAUUUUUAAAUUUUAUUUUAUUGGCUCAGUACUUACGUUUUUCAAAGUGCUAAAUGAUGCUAAUCUAAAAGAUCUUUUUCUGAUUCAUUAAACUUUUAAAAACUUUGGCUUGAUGACCUUCUCUGAUUCUACGGCUUGACUUCGGACUGGUAACGGACUUCUCUUACCAUGGCCUCCUUCAAGCAAUGCACCAAGUGCGGGGUGAAAAUCCCCAAGGCCGACGGCCACGACAAGUGUGUCCUCUGCUUGGGGGAGGCACAUGUUCAGGCCAGUUGUGCCCACUGCAAGGCCAUGUCCGCCCAGGCCCUCAAGAACAGGGAUCGGACACUCAAGGCCGCCCUCUACGAGAGGGUUCUCAGCCAGCCUGGCGGUUCUGGAGCCUCUGGGGAGUCGGAUGCCCCCAAAGCUCCCAAGAGAAAAGGGGAUAAGCGCUCCGAUCGGGACAAGAAGCGGGCUCGUUCAUCCUCGCCGCCUUCUAAGAGCCGCCGUAAGGGGCCUCCAAGCACGGUCUCAGUGCCUCCGCCUGAGUCGAGGCCAGUACCGUCGACAUCGCCUGUUGCUGAGCCGGUGAAAACCCCGACUCCGUCUUUACUGGCCCCUUCCUGGAUGGUGCUGCUCGAACCCAGAGUCCUCCUCACCAGUCACCUCUCUGUACCGGCAGAUAGCCUACAGAUUGUGAAUGUGGACUCUGAAUCGGAAGGAGAGCUCCAGGACUCCUAUGCUCCAUUCUCUCCUCAAAGGCCGAGGUCAAAAUCUCCUUCGCCCUCACCAAGGAGAAGGCCACGCUCUGCCUCACGGGACCGGGCUACGCUAGGUACCAAAGCUGAUGAGGCUCUGGCUGCAGACCAUCCUGCCCCUACAUCCUACCCCUACAGAGCAUGAUCGGGACCUCUUCCAGGCGUUCCCGGAUCUCAUUCACGACCAGCACACGGGACAGUACCUCAUCCCGGUUGACCCGUCCCGUCUGCGUCGUAACCUUCGUGCUCAUUCACGGGUCCGUCGCCCGGAUGAUGAAACCUCCCGCCGGGAUGACCGGGACGAUCUUGGGGCAUCCGAUCCUCUCUUCAGACGACGCAGCCCAUCCCCCUCGAGGUCCGGCUCGGGUUCUCCUCGUUAUGUGUCUCCCAUCUCGGAUGAAGACGCCCCAUUUGUGCCCGAAGGCCCUUCUGUCCCGUCGCCCAUGGAUGACGUCCGGGCCUUUGCCGACAGGAUCAUACGGAUGGCUGAUGCUCUCAAGCUGGAAGUCGCCCAUACGGAAGAUGUUGCCCUUGACCCGGUGGAGAGGAGGAUCCACGGCUCGGCUCCAGCUCCUCCAGCCUUGGCUUACUUCCCGCCACUGGAAAAGAUCGCGAAGCGUUCCUGGGACUCCCCAGCCACCAUCCCGUCGACGUCUCGCAAGAUCAAGAACCUGUACCGGGUUACUCCGUCGGCCCCGUCCUGGCUGUCACACCAUCCCAAGCUGAAUUCAGCUAUUGUGGAAGGUGCCCAGUCCACCUUCGUCCCCAAAACCUCUUCUUCGCCUGUCGACAAGGACAGCAAGAAGCUGGACGGUCUGGCAAAUAAAUUCUACGCCUCGGCGGCCCUCGACCUCAAGAUCGCCAACUACGCGGCUUGCAUGGGGGCCUACGUCCAGUUCCUGGUGGAGAAGAUGGACCCCACCAUUGCUGACCUGCCCGAUGACAGGAGGCGUAUGAUGGCGGCUCUCAGGAAUGAGACCCACCUGAUGGCGGGACAGCAGAUCAUCUCUGCCAGGCACUCCAUGGACUGUGCAUCUAAGAUCCUCUCUGGCUCCAUAGCUCUCCGCCGCUAUGCAUGGCUUCGGUCCUCAGAUCUCACCCCUCAGGCGAAGGAGGCUAUUGAAGACAUGCCCUAUGACAACUCGGGCCUCUUCAAUAGGGACACGGACGAGAAGCUUAGCUUCAGGUACCGGAUGAAGACCGCGGCUAGAAAGCACGGAAGACCUCUGGUUCGUGACGCUAGACUUAAAAGAUGCCUACUUUCACAUAGCGAUCCUGGAGGACCACUGCAAGUUCCUCGCCUUCGCUGUCGGACACCAGGCUUACCGGUACAAGGUCCUUCCCUUUGGCCUUUCCACAGCUCCAAGAGUCUUCACCAAGUGCAUGGCGCCCGUGGUGGCAUACCUGCGUCAAAGGGGCAUCACAGUCUUCCCAUAUCUGGACGACUGGCUAUUCGCAGCAUCCUCAAAGGACACCCUCCUCAAGCAGCUGGAUGUUGCCCUGCCCCUGCUGCAAGCACUGGGACUACAGGUCAAUUUCGACAAGUCCAACUUGACUCCUACCAAGCGAAUAGACUUUUUAGGAGCAACGCUGGACUCUCGGCAGAUGAGGGCAUUUCCACAUCAACGUCUUGGAAAUGCUUGCCGUGAAGAAAGCAC